AUGAGGAAGUCCUUAUAUGAUGUUCGAUUAUCCACUACAGGAGUACAUACAUACAUUGCCGUUAUUGCUCUUUUAAGUGAUAACACAACAUUUAUUUAUCAUAUAAGUCCAUUAAAAUUUAAUGUUAAUGCACGCGAUGCACGAAAAAAAGUCCAGCGUUUCAUUGAAGAAACAAUUAUUAAGCUCAAUAAAUGCAAAGAAUCCAAUUCAUCGGUGCAACAUGUGUAUAUUAUUGGUGGAUUAAACACUGAAAAAUAUUGUCGACUCAAUACCGUAUUAUGCCUACUCAAAGAAGAUUCUUCAACAGUUGUACGUAUUUUUGAAUAA
Rotaria sp. Silwood2 is the source of this 327-nucleotide messenger RNA. Lineage: Eukaryota; Metazoa; Rotifera; Eurotatoria; Philodinida; Philodinidae. The record is from the annotation of a GenBank genome assembly.